ACUAAACCAAACUACGACUCAAUGAAUUCGUAAUUGAAAUAUGGCCAACCCGCCUUCUCAAGAAGCUGACCAUCUUGUAGAAGCUUUUCGAUACACAGUGGCUAAGUUAUUUUUACAACAAGCCCAAAAAGAUCAUUUAAAAGCAGAUAAAGAAGCGAUUUUUGUUUUAUCUGAGCUGCUCCUUGGGUAUAUUGAAAUCCUAACAGCUGACUUGGAAGCUUUCUGCCGUCACGGCAAAAGAACAACCAUUACUGCUGAUGACGUUCUGCUAUGCUGUCGCAGAAACGAGAACCUCGUGAGUCGACAUAUGUUAAUUAACAGGGCUGCGGCUGAAAUAAGCUCUUUCCCUUAGAAAGAAAAAAUGGAAAGAUUCCUACGAACAAUCAAUCCUCCACUAACACAUAGUUUCUCCUCUAAAAAAAGGAAAGAAUAAUAGCAAGUCUGUAUGAGAUUGUAUUUAAGUGUUGACCUGCAGUAAAUGAAGCUUGGACAUUUGGAUUGCCCGUUGAACUCCUCGCGACUGCUAGCUUCCUUGCAGUAAAUUCCAGACACGGCAAAAUGUUUAUGUCAUGAAACAAAUAAAUGUGUUGAUAUGAUACAUUGUUCUGGACUUUUCCUUAUCUGAAAAAGAGCAACAUAUCGCAUGAUAUAGCAAAUAACAUUCUAUCAAGAAAUGCAUUUUGGAAUAACAAACUCAGGGGCCACGGCAAUCAAGAAGAAUGAAGCUAAGAUACUCAUUUGCGCGCUCAACACCUUUUUCGUUUCCGGUCGUACCAUGUAUUAAGGACGAGAGAGCUGCUUGCUAAAAUUUUUCUUUCCCUACUGCUUAGAUUCUGAAACACCUUUGAUGAUAUGUUGAACGUUUCGUCGCAUAGAGCAAAAAUCCACAACGUCGAAGAAUCCUUCCCAAACUUUUUGGAAGGACAUAAAUAACUCACAAAAUCCUUUCUUCGGCUGUUUUCGACUUUAAACAAUGUUUGUAGACUGUGAUAGCAACAACCGAAGACCCUUUGUGGUCUGAGUCGAUCACGAGCUAAAUCUAUUUUUC
Galdieria sulphuraria is the source of this 1048-nucleotide messenger RNA. RefSeq lists its product as hypothetical. Gene Ontology annotation, cellular component: FANCM-MHF complex; Fanconi anaemia nuclear complex. The transcript is spliced from 2 exons. Gene Ontology annotation, molecular function: protein heterodimerization activity; chromatin binding. Lineage: Eukaryota; Rhodophyta; Bangiophyceae; Galdieriales; Galdieriaceae. The record is from RefSeq and is a predicted model, not a curated record. Gene Ontology annotation, biological process: replication fork processing; resolution of meiotic recombination intermediates. Bases 41 to 352 code for a protein of 103 amino acids.